AUGAACAGCAGAUACGUGGCCGUGACGAGACCGGUGUCUUACCCUUCCUUGAUGACGUCGUCCAGGGCGAAGCUGCUGAUCGCCUCCGUGUGGAUCACGUCCUUCGUCAUCUGCUUCCCGCCCUUAGUGGGCUGGAACGACAGGCACAAGAAUCUCGUGUCUGCGGGGUCUUCUUCGUCUACUACUACCUCUUCUUCGUCCUCGUCGUCGUCGGAGGGAGGAGGAGGAGGAGGAGGGACUGAUGACGGAGCGGGAGGAGGAUUCGACAGCCUCGACGACGACGAGAACGACCUGGGCUGCCACUUGUCGUGCGAGCUGACGAACGACAUCGGCUACGUCGUGUACUCGGCCCUGGGGUCGUUCUUCAUCCCGAUGCUGGUGAUGCUGUUCUUCUACUGGAAGAUCUACUGCGCGGCCGCCGAGACGACCCGAGCCAUCAACCAGGGCUUCCGGACGACCCGCAACAAGAGGAUCCUGGGCAGCCGCUUCGAGGAGGAGCGCCUCACCCUCCGCAUCCACCGGGGGAGGAACUCCAUGCAGGAGCGCAACAGCGCCAACAACGCCUUCCACCACCACCACCACCACAACCACUCGAACCCCGAGAGGCGGUAUGGCGGCGGCGGCGGAGGCGUUGGUGGGGGCGGUGGUGGAGGCAGCCAGCGAAAUCACCACAACCACCACCACCACCACAAUCACAACAAUCACCACCAUCGGCAAAACAGCCAGAGGAACAACGCCGCCAACAACAUCAAGAUGAAGAACCUGCGGCCGCAGCUCAUUAUGAAGUCGAGCAUCUCCCUCCCGCCGGACAUGCGGUACGACGGCGGCGGGGGCGUGGGCGGCGGCGGCGGGGGUAACAACAGCUACGCCCUGAGCGAGAGGUGCGACCUGUGCAAGGUGCAGUGUUCCCGGGAACACUCAGACAUCGAGCUCCUGCCGGUGCGGAGGUCGAACUCGGGCGGCAGCCACCAGGACUCCUGCUUCACCGUCGACACCAACUUCUCGACGCUGGAGUCGACGUCGCAGAGGCAGGACGGCGGGAGUCUGAACGCCUCCUCCACCUCGAACUGCACUUCGGCGGGGUCGAGGAGAUUCCCCUGCCACGGAGGAGGAGGAGGAGGGAGUGAAGCGGAGACCCCCAUUCGGGGACCUGGAACGGGGCGUGCCGCCGGCGGCGGGGGAACGUCGAGGAUGGGGCGGCGAAACAUCAAAGUGCAGGUGAAGCGGUUCCGGAUGGAGACGAAGGCGGCCAAGACUUUGGGCAUCAUCGUCGGGGUGUUCAUCCUGUGCUGGUUCCCUUUCUUCACGAUGUACCUGGUGAGGGGCUUCUGCCCCGACUGCAUCCACCCGCUCCUCUUCUCGGUCCUCUUCUGGCUCGGGUACUGCAACUCGGCCAUCAACCCUUGCAUCUACGCCCUCUUCAGCAAGGACUUCCGCUACGCUUUCAAAAAUAUCCUGUGCAAGUGCAUCUGCACGCGGGAGUCGCGGAAGGCCUUCCCGACCCACCAGCAGUCCAUUUACAUCCCCUCGUGCGAUAGGGACAAUGACAGUGACGAUAACUUCGAGGAGAGCAAGAGGUAGCGAUAAAAAAAAAAUGUGGAGAUACGAAAAAGAAGAAGAAGAAGAAGAAGAAGAAGGUGGACGUUCGUGACUUAAGCCAUAUCAGUGUACUGUGUUUGUGUACCGAAAGGAAAAACAGAUAUAUAAACCUUUUGAAUUAUAAUAGACGAAAAGAAAGAGUAUAUUCAUCAUGUUUUACAGUGUAAAAGUGUGUGAGUUUAUUUCACAUUAACUCGAGACUAUUACUUAUACUUCCUUUUUAUCAAAGCAAGAACACCACCCAGGGACUUUUUAGCUCGUACGUUUUGUCAGAAGCUCAAAUAUUCUUUAAACAAAUCAUCUUUAGGGGAUAUUCAAGCAGAUAUAGAGAGAGAUAUAUAUAUUAUAAGUCAUAUCCCUUUGAUCGCCUCUCACUCGACCUCAAGUUAUUACUCACUCCUUGAUUCCAUCACACCUCACCUCCCCCUCGACGCCAGUGACAAGGCUUUCGAAGAACCUGGUGAAGGACGCCCUUUGGACGGGGGGAAAGACCAUAAGGCGUCCUCAGGAAGAGUCCAAGGGUGUCGUCAGGGAGAAUCCAUGGGGGUCCUCGGGGAGAUUCCAUGGGCGUCCUCACAGGGAGUGUCCAAGGGCUCCCCCAGGGAGAGUCCAAUGUCAUCCUCAGGGAAAAUCCAUGGGCGUCCUCAAGAGAUCCCAAGGUCUUCCUCAGGGAAAGACCAAGGGUGUCCUUCGAGCAGGUUCCUGCCGGAGACGAUGAGAGUAGGGCAGGUCAAGGGGGAAUACCUGCCAUUACUCGAACUCGCAAUUCAGACAGUCUUUGGAAAAGAAGUAACCAUAAUAGGAGGGGACACAAGCUCUCGGUAUCGUAGACUAGACAGCAGAAGGUCUUAGUAGUAUAGGUGUUUGUUUUUGAACGAGACAGGAAACAGACAGACAGACAUCAGCAGAUAGAGACUAAACUAAUAAAUAUAAAUAUCAUAGGCCUAGGCACACUUGUCAACAAAUAUGUAAAUAUCAAGGCCUAGGCACACUUGUCAACUAAUAACUAUAAAUAUCAAGGCCUGGGCACACUUGUUAACUAAUAAAUAUAAAUAUCAAGGCCUAGGCACACUUUUCAACUAAUAAAUAUAAAUAUCAUAGGCCUAGGCACACUUGUCAUGCUAUGAGAACAAUUCAAAUCUCGCUGUGUUUUGGAAAUAUUUCUAAAAAAAACAAAAUUAAAUUCGCAUCAGCUUCAAGACCAAGUUUAGUCUCCUCUCAGGUGAUGAUAAAAUAUUAAUUUAAAAAAAAGGAAAGCUAAAAAUAUUAAGAGAAGAAGCAACAAUAAUGAAAUAAAAAUUAAUAACCAUCUUUGGUCAUUACUAAACAACCAAUCUAAAAAUAUAGUUGGAUAAUCAUUUAACGACAUGACAAUCUUUGAGCCUAAAUGGUUUUGAAAAUAAAAUCAGUUUCAGAAUGACUACUCGGGAAUCUGUUCUUUCAAGAGAUAGAUGGCGAAAAUCUUUGAGACUCAACUAUUUCUAAAAUAAAAUCAGUAAAAAAAAAAAAACGACUAUAGUAGAUUCACAUCAACCGUGCAUCUGAUGUCUAGGCCAGUC
This is a messenger RNA of Macrobrachium nipponense, 3158 nucleotides long. RefSeq names its product octopamine receptor Oamb-like. Gene Ontology annotation, biological process: adenylate cyclase-activating adrenergic receptor signaling pathway; phospholipase C-activating G protein-coupled receptor signaling pathway; cell-cell signaling. The transcript has 2 exons. Gene Ontology annotation, cellular component: plasma membrane. Lineage: Eukaryota; Metazoa; Arthropoda; Malacostraca; Decapoda; Palaemonidae. Gene Ontology annotation, molecular function: alpha1-adrenergic receptor activity. The record is from RefSeq and is a predicted model, not a curated record. The coding region runs from base 1 to 1581 and encodes 526 amino acids.